AUGGACACCAGAAAGCUGACGGAAAUAUUGCGUGCUACCAUUGACCCAAAUCAGAGACAGCAAGCAGAAGAGCAACUCGCUCAGAUCCAUAAAAUUAUUGGAUUUGCUCCUUCACUGCUACAGAGUGUUAUGUUACAUGAUGUUUCUAUACCAAUAAGACAAGCUGGUGUAGUGUACCUAAAAAACUUGGUGACCUCAGGAUGGCAAGAAAAAGAGGCAGAAGAUGGAGAACCAAUACCAUUUAGUAUUCAUGAACAAGAUCGUGCAAUGAUAAGAGAUAUGAUAGUGGAUGCUAUUGUUCAGGCACCUGAUAUUAUAAGAGUACAGCUAUGUGUUUGUCUCAAGACUAUCAUUAAAAAUGACUUUCCAGCAAGGUGGACACAAAUUGUUGACAAAAUCCACAUUUACUUGCAAAAUCAUGAACCUAAUAGUUGGAUGGGAGCUCUCCUUUGUCUCUAUCAGUUAAUUAAAAGUUAUGAGUAUCAUACUGCAGAGAAAAGAAUUCCUCUUAUUGAGGCAAUGAAUUUGUUGCUACCUAUGAUGUACAACCUCAUUGUGAAUCUCCAAGCUGAUCAAUCUAUGGAAUCUGUGCUUAUACAAAAACAAAUACUCAAAUGUUUUUAUGGUCUAAUAAAGUACUUCUUACCACUGGACUUAAUCACAAAGGAAAUAUUCACCAAAUGGAUGGAGGUCUUGAGGUCAGUUAUGGAGCAGCCUGUACCAGAACAUACUCUUGAAGUUGAUGAGGAUGAGCGCAUGGAAUUACCUUGGUGGAAAUGCAAAAAGUGGGCUGUGCAUACCCUGUACCGCUUAUUUGAAAGGUAUGGAAGCCCAGUAAAUGCAAGAGAUGAAUAUGUGCAAUUUGCUGAGUGGUAUUUAACUACCUUCACUGGAGGUAUUUUGGAAGUACUACUAAGAGUGCUAGAUCAAUACAGAAACAAAGUAUAUGUGUCACCAAGGGUGUUGCAGCAAACCAUUAGCUACAUUGAUCAGUGUGUAAGCCAUGCACACUCUUGGAAGUUAUUGAAGCCACACAUGUUUGCAAUCAUACAAGAUGUCCUCUUCCCACUCAUGUCUUAUUCGGAAGCUGAUGAAGAAUUAUGGUUCACAGAUCCUCAUGAAUAUAUUCGUAUCAAAUUUGACAUAUUUGAAGACUUUGUGUCUCCUGUGACAGCAGCACAGACACUACUUAUAUCUUGCUGUAAAAAAAGGAAAGAUAUGUUAGAGCGUACAAUGCAUUUGUGCAUGCAAGUACUAACAAGUCAAAGUGGGGAAUAUGGACCCCGGCAAAGGGAUGGAGCUUUACAUAUGGUGGGAACUUUGAAUGACAUCCUCAUAAAGAAAAAAUUCUAUAAAGAAGAAAUUGACUCCCUUCUCAGUCAAUAUGUUUUCCCAGAGUUCCACAGUCAACUUGGAUAUAUGAGAGCCAGAGCCUGUUGGGUUCUUCAUUGCUUUGCAAGUGUGCGCUUCAAAAGUGAACCUCUUUUAAUUGAAGCCGUGCGUCUCACUGUGAAUGCUCUUCUUACUGACACAGAACUGCCUGUAAAAGUAGAAGCAGCAAUUGCAUUGCAAAUGCUCCUAACAUCUCAGGAAAAAGUUCACAAACUCCUAGAACCACAAGUGAAACCUGUGACAACAGAACUACUUCAGGUUAUACGUGAAACUGAAAAUGAUAACAUUGCUAAUGUUUUACAAAAAAUUGUACCAUUGUAUACCGAGCAGCUCAUGCCUAUGGCCUAUGAGAUUACUGAUCACUUGGCUACUACAUUCAGUAAAGUAAUUGAAACUGAUUCUGGAACAGAUGAAAAGGCAAUAACAGCCAUGGGUCUCCUUAAUACAAUGCAGACAGUGCUAAAUGUCAUGGAAGACAAUCCUGAAAUCAUGGCACAAUUGGAAAAGACUGUCUUACGAGUAGUUGGUCACAUUUUGCAUCACAAUAUUAUAGAGUACUAUGAAGAAGCUAUGACAUUAUUGUGCAAUUUGACUGCAAAAACAAUAUCAGAAGAUAUGUGGAAAGUUCUAGAAAUGCUGUACCAGGUGUUUGAAAAGGAAGGAUUUGAUUACUUCACAGAUAUGAUGCCAGUUCUUCACAAUUACAUCACAGUAGACACCAAUGCUUUCCUGUCUAAUGAAAAUCAUAUUUUAGCAAUGUUCAAUAUUGCCAAAGCGGUGCUUAACUCAGAUGCAGAAGAUGAGUCUGAAGUGUAUGCAGCAAAACUCCUGGAAGUAAUAGUUUUACAAUGCUCUGGCAAAAUAGAUAAUUGCCUACCAUCCUUUGUCGAGUUGGUCCUUAGUAGACUCACUAGAAAAGUCAAGACAUCAGAGCUUAGGACAAUGUUACUACAGGUUCUGAUAGCAAUCUUAUACUGCAAUCCACACCUGUUGUUCACAAUUCUGGACAAACUACAAGAGUCAGUGCCCAAUGCAUCAAUAACUCAACAUUUUAUCAAGCAAUGGAUACAUGAUACUGAUUGUUUUAUGGGAUUGCAUGAUAGGAAAUUAUGUGUACUCGGUAUCUGCACUCUUUUGGAGAUGGGCCCACAAAGACCUAAUUUAGAUGAGAUAUUACCUAAACUUCUGCCGUCAUGUCUAGUACUGUUUGACGGAUUGAAACGCGCUUACGAAGCAAGGGCAGAAGCCGACGAAGACACGUCGUCUGAAGAAGAUUCAGGAGAAGAAGAUGAAGAGGUACUCUCAAGUGAUGACGAUGACAUUGAUCAAAUGAACAACGAAUAUCUAGAAAAUCUUGCGAGACUAGCGACUAAAAACAGCGCACAGCAAGGCAUAAACCUGACUGCUAAAAUUGAAGAAUAUGAAAGUGAUGAAGACGAUGAUGAUUUCGAACCUGAUGAGACUGCCAUCGAAUGUUACACGACACCACUUGACGAAAAAGAUUGCACUGUCGAUGAAUACAUUAAAUUUAAAUGCACAUUAUCUGCUCUGUCGACCAGCGAACCAGCGCUGUACCACGCCUUGACCAGUGUUUUAACAGAAGAGCAACAAAAACAAUUAAAUGCUGUAUUUAUUUUGGCAGACCAGCGUAAAGCACAACAAGACAGUAAACGCAUUGAACAAAGCGGGGGUUAUUCAUUUACUGUUCCUGCACAAGUACCUACGACAUUUAAAUUUGGUUCA
Messenger RNA from Brenthis ino (lesser marbled fritillary), 3135 nucleotides. The record is from the annotation of a GenBank genome assembly. Lineage: Eukaryota; Metazoa; Arthropoda; Insecta; Lepidoptera; Nymphalidae.